CAUGAACGCGCCUCGGAUCCGCUAGAUUAGUGCGGCUGGCGCUGCACACGGAUGGAGUCGCAGUGAAACCAGUAGUCUGCGGUCCAGUUUGCAGGCGUAACGCCCCGUGUCGUCCUGUACAGCAGUACAAGUUCGGGAACUGGACUCUAGCUACAUCUUGGGGUUUUUAUCGUUUACCUGGUAUCUUUCCACACUCCGAGUGGACGCGCGUUCGUUGGUCGGCGUUAUCGACUUGGAGUUGCAGGGAACAACUGACGCUGUCUUUUCGCCUUGAGUCAGGAGAAAAACGUUACGCACGGCUUACAGGCUGAGUAACCGACUAUUUUCGCCGUGUCUCUUACAGUCUACGGAUAAAAGACCAGUAGAAACUGCUUUAGUGCUUAGCUUAGUAACUAGCUAAGUAGCUAACGUUAAGGCGCUAGCAGCGCCAGGCUUUGUUUUGCUCGUGCAGAGAGUGACACUAACGAUCAGUCGCUACCUCUGUUUACACAGACGAGGGAACCUCGGCACAGUUAUCUUCACUUAAACCGAGAGUUAAAUGUGUUUUGUCACUCAGAUAGGUAACUCCAGGAGUGGAAAAGGCGUUUUCUCUAAGUAAACGUAAAGUUACGCUUCGUAACAUUACUACUUUUAGUCUGUUUACUUCGCUGACGGUUGGUCGCUACUGAGUAGUGACACAUUAGCGUUGCUAGUGCGCGCUGUGGUGGGACCUGACAGACAUGCUCCUGUCAGACGACUCCAGCAUUAAAACACUAUUGUAAAGCUGCUCUUGAGCAAUAAAUAUGCGAUAACGGUUGCCGCUGUGUCGAGAAAACUUGGUUAUUUCCACGGAUAACCCUCCUUUUAACGACCAAAGUCAGACCCAGAUAGACGUGGACACCGACCAUGUCUUUCUUUAACUUUCGGAAAAUAUUCAAGUUGGGUCCGGAGAAGAAGAAAAAGCAGUACGACCACGUGCGAAGAGAUGUGAAUCCAGAGGAGGUCUGGGAGAUCAUUGGAGAACUUGGGGAUGGAGCUUUUGGGAAGGUGUACAAGGCUCAGAACAAGCAGUCGGGCAUUUUGGCUGCAGCGAAGGUGAUUGACACGAAGACUGAGGAGGAGCUGGAGGAUUAUAUGGUGGAGAUUGAUAUCUUGGCGUCCUGCGACCAUCACCACAUAGUAAAGCUCUUGGACGCCUUCUACUAUGAGGACAAACUCUGGAUUCUUAUAGAGUUUUGUGCUGGAGGGGCUGUGGAUGCUGUGAUGCUGGAGCUGGAGAGGCCUCUGACUGAGCCACAGAUCAGGGUGGUGUGUAAGCAGACUCUGGAUGCCCUGCUAUACCUGCAUGAGAGCAAGAUCAUCCACAGAGAUCUGAAGGCUGGAAAUAUACUGCUCACACUGGAUGGGGAGGUCAAGCUUGCCGAUUUUGGAGUGUCAGCCAAAAACACUAAAACUCUUCAGAGAAGAGAUUCCUUCAUUGGGACUCCAUACUGGAUGGCUCCAGAGGUGGUGAUGUGCGAGACAUCGAAGGACAGGCCGUAUGACUACAAGGCUGAUAUCUGGUCCCUGGGUGUCACACUGAUAGAGCUGGCUCAGGUAGAGCCACCUAACCAUGAGAUGAACCCUAUGCGAGUGCUGCUGAAGAUCGCCAAGGCUGACCCACCUACUCUCAUGCAGCCUUCGAAAUGGUCUCCAGAGUUCAGUGACUUCCUGAAACGUGCUCUGGACAAGAAUGUGGACAACAGAUGGAGUGCAGCCCAGCUUCUUCAGCACCCAUUUGUAAGCAGUGUUACUGAUAGCAAAUCACUAAGAGAGCUAAUAGCAGAGGCCAAGGCUGAAGUCACUGAAGAGAUAGAGGAAUCGAAAGAGGAAGAAGAGGAGGAAGAUCAUGAAGGACAGCUGCUGCUUCCUGGACACAAGCGUGCUUCAUCUGAUGCCAGUGUUGGAAGCUCUGAGGAUGAGAAGCUUUCCCAGUCCCCUUCUACACUGGAAGCUGUUCCAGAGAAAAUUGAAGAGAUUCCCAAGAUGCAAAACGUGGAGGUUAAAGAUGACAAGAUAGCUGAACCAAAAACACCUAAAGUAGAGGUGAAUCACAUCAAGGAACCACCAGAACCUGCUGUUAAAGAACCUGCAGACGUACCUAUUUCUAAUGUGAAACCUCAGGAACCUACAGAGGCAGAGGUUAACCGUGUAGAAACUCUUGAUGUGGUUCUCAAACCAGAGGUACCUUUUGCUCAGCUAGAUGUAGUAAAGUCAGAAGAAGAGAUGAAAGCAAAUGCACAGCCAACACAAGGAGAGAAGGAGGUUGACACAGCUAAAAAUGUGUCUGUAAUCCACAAAAAUGAUGAGAUGGUGAAGACAGAACCUGUAUCUGAGACUUCCACUGUGGAAGGGGAUAAACCAGUCACUGAGGACACCACUGUUGUAGAGCCUGAGGAAAAACCUACACCUCUCUGCUCUCCGGUGAAAGAAGAAGAUAAAAAAGAGACAGCAGAUGAGAAGUCUGCCAUGGAGAAGGAGAAUAAGACCCCUACAAAGCGAAGGUUUGAGAAGAAAAAUUCAGACUCCAGGAUUGGAUCUGCAGCAGAUAACAGCAGCAUAGAUCUAAACCUGUCCAUCUCCAGCUUCAUAAGCAAAUCUAAGGAGUCAGGAUCCAUGCAGGAUACAAAGCGUCAGAAGAAGACCCUGAAGAAAACCCGCAAGUUCAUUGUGGACGGUGUAGAAGUCAGCGUAACAACGUCUAAAAUAAUUACAGACAAUGAUGCCAAAAAUGAGGAGAUGAGAUUCCUAAGACGCCAAGAGCUAAGAGAGUUAAGGCUGCUGCAGAAAGAGGAGCAGAGAGCCCAGCAGCAGCUCAGCAACAAGCUGCAGCAGCAAAGAGAGCAGAUCUACAGACGUUUUGAGCAGGAAACCACGAGCAAAAAGCGUCAGUACGAUACAGAGGUGGAGAACCUAGAGCGGCAGCAGAAGCAGACUAUCGAGAGACUGGAGCAGGAGCACACCAACCACCUCCGUGAUGAGGCCAAGAGGAUCAAAGGCGAGCAGGACAAGGAGCUCUCCAAGUGCCAGAUCAUGCUGAAGAAUCGCAAGAAAGAGGAGCAGGAGUUUUUACAGAAGCAGCAGCAGGAACUGGACAGUGCUCUAAAGAAGAUCAUCCAGCAACACAAGCAUGAGCUAGCCACUGUGGAAAGAGACUGCCUCAACCACAAACAGCAGCUGCUCCGAGCCCGGGAGGCAGCCAUGUGGGAGCUGGAAGAGCGCCAUCUACAGGAGAAGCACCAGCUCCACAAACAGCAGCUUAAAGACCAGUACUUCUUACAGAGACACCAACUGCUUAAGAGACAUGAGAAGGAAAUGGAACAGAUGCAAAGGUAUAACCAGCGUCUGAUUGAAGAGAUGAAAUCAAAGCAGACUCAGGAGAGGACCAGGCUACCUAAAAUCCAACGCAGUGAUGCCAAGACACGUAUGGCCAUGUUUAAAAAGAGCCUGCGCAUCACCUCCACCGGCGUCUCUCCCGAACAAGAGAGGGAGAAGAUCAAACAGUUUGCAGCACAGGAGGAGAAGAGGCAGAAGAACGAAAGGCUCCAUCAGCAUCAGAAACAUGAGAACCAGAUGAGAGACCUGCAGCUGCAGUGUGAAACCAAUGUCAGAGAAUUGCAGCAGUUACAGAAUGAGAAGUGCCAUCUGCUGAUUGAACACGAGACGCAAAAGCUGAAGGAGCUCGAUGAAGACCACAGCUAUGAGUUGAAGGACUGGAGAGACAGACUGCGACCCAGGAAGAAGGCGCUGGAGGAAGAGUUUGCGCGGAAGCUUCAGGAGCAAGAGGUCUUCUUUAAGAUGAGCGGAGAGUCCGAGUGCCUUAACCCUUCCACCCAGAGCCGCAUCUCCAAGUUCUACCCGGUCCCCAGUGUCCACUCCACUGGGUUUUAACUCGGACACACAUACGUAAACAUGCAUGUUGCAAAUUUCAGUAAAAACCAUACAUGAAUUCAUUUGAUCAGUGCAAAGUACAUGCAUACAUAUCUAUGACUUUUUCCACACUACACUUACACAAAGUCAUUAUAAGUACAGGCCGCUUUAUUCACACAAGUGGAGAUCACACACAUACAUGCACUCAUCUUUAGCAUGCAUGCAAACUACAUGACAUAAUUGUGACUGAACUUUUGCUGCCUUCCCCCCUCCAGUCUGAUAACAGUCAGGCUAAAUGCAGGGGGUCACUCAUUCUAGAAGGGAGGUUAGCCCCUUCUUUACUUUCUCUGUGGAAAGACUAAACUGUUUCAAUAAGCUACAGGCCAUGCACACAACAGCUGCACAAUGUCCUACUAUUUGGUAGUUUCUGUAGCAUUUUUUAAACCACAGUCUUGUUUAAAAUGGAUAUAAAGCAUAGACAAGACCAAGAAAUGAAAACAUUAGUUGAUCCUUAGAAGUUACUUUCAUUUUGUUCAUUGUAGUAUUCAAGUGUAAUUAUGUAAUUAUUUAUCGAGUUUCUUAGUGAAUUAUACAAUGAAUCAGAUUUUUGUUCCAUUUAAAUUCAGUUCGACAGGUUCAUGGAGAUCACAUUUACUGCUUUUUCCAUUCGUCUCAGCGUCAACAGAAAUUUUGUUUCUGCAAAACAAGAAGUAACUACAGUAGCAACUGUUGAUCAAAUUCAAAUAAUAAUACGUUUUCAGUUCUGCUUACAAAUAAUAACACAGUAUUGAAUGAAAGUUUAGAUUCCACACUAACGACAGUGAGCUAAUAAUAUCAAAUAUUUGUUAUCGCCGGCGAUAACUGUGACUUCUAAGGUUUAAUAAACUUUUAAACCAUACUUAAUUUUUUUUCUUUUUUAAACCUGUGGUUCUAGUGCCUGAACAAUUUAUCUCCAUGCACUGGCUUUUGUAAUAGGAAAAUUGUCUUAAUUGACCCCUUACCCUUGCACUAAUAAAGCUGAAGAAGAAAGCUAGAAUUUGGGUAAAGGAACAUAAUUUAGUACAGUAGAAUGUAACAUCAAUAAAGAAUGAAGGAACAGCCUAGCUGAGAAAAUAAAAACAAUGGAAAGGACAGUGAAAUGAAGGAAAUCUGUUUUGAAUUCUUAAAAUUGUAGCACAGUGGCUUUAAUAUGUAGAAAGAUUGCACAUACCUUCAUGUUUACUGCACACUGCCAUGUCAAAAAGUUCAUUUGAAAUGGUCCCCUUGUUUUUGUGCCCCACAUAACUGGGGUCAUUUUUAUUAGUUACUUUAAAUUUUCUCAGAGUCACAGCCAUACUGGUGGUAUAUGCAUAUCCAUUUGAAUUUAUGCAGACUGAAACCUAAUGUACAUCACUGUGGUAUGAAAAGUGUGACCUUAAGAAUAUGCAAUGUGAAAAUUUCUGAAACUGAACUCAACAUAUCAGCCAUGUUUAGCUUUGGUUUUUAGCAGGAGGUAAUACACUCUUUUACAACAUCUCAGUACCAAAUACUGGAAUAGUUUUGACCUAGAAUGCAUGCCUUUAGAGACUCUAAGCUAUUCAUUUGAGAAUUAUCACUACAAUACUGUAUUUUUAGUGUUUUACUUAAGAAUUUUGUAUAGAAUACAGUGAAUUUUUCCUUUUUGAGUUUUAUCAUGACAUUUUUAUCUGUGCUUAUAGAACUUGAGAACAUAUCCUAUUAUAAUUUUGAAAUACGGAAUUUGCAGUUUUCUGUAUCAGUUUACCAUUAAAUGAUGGUGAUGUAAUCUGAAGUGAGUGGGGCAAAAGCUAAAAACAGGCAAGGCAUCAGUGCAGUGGUUUUUUUGAUUAAAAAAAAGCUGAAUCUUUCUAAAAGGUAACUAAUGAAUGGAGGCACUCUUGAUGCAUUUUGGUAUCAUGCUGCAUUCUGAUUGGCUUCAGAGCUUCAGUCAAUGUUUGUGCUUUAUAGCAAGCCAGAUGAAGUUAAUGUUUGUAAAUCUGUCUGAUGAAUGUGAGAAAGUGCUGUGCACUUUUCCACAAGUCAAAGGCAUUUUCAGUAGUAGAUUUAAUUGGUUAUCUGUAUUAAGACACUGUUUUAUGUUCUAGCUUGGCCAGUUUUUUUGCCAUAUAUAUAUAUCAUUCAUGUAUUUCUCUAAUUGUGCUUGAAACCUUUUUGUCCUGACUAGACAUUAUUAUUACUAUAUUUUUAUCCAUUUCCAAUGUGUAUGAAAUUAGUAAACCUGUAAGAAAUAGUCUUUAUGUCAAUGAUCAGGUCUUUGUGAUUUUAGGAAGCUACUGUUGAUUUGCAGUAAUUUGACUGUAAUAAAACUUUUGCUGUAGUUCCUCCUUUA
This is a messenger RNA of Pygocentrus nattereri (red-bellied piranha), 6235 nucleotides long. It is a transcript of the gene slkb, whose product is annotated as STE20-like kinase b. The transcript has 18 exons. Gene Ontology annotation, biological process: protein phosphorylation. The coding region runs from base 886 to 3909 and encodes 1007 amino acids. Lineage: Eukaryota; Metazoa; Chordata; Actinopteri; Characiformes; Serrasalmidae. Gene Ontology annotation, molecular function: ATP binding; protein serine/threonine kinase activity. The record is from RefSeq and is a predicted model, not a curated record.